Messenger RNA from Drosophila hydei, 2201 nucleotides. RefSeq lists its product as uncharacterized. Bases 158 to 1834 code for a protein of 558 amino acids. Gene Ontology annotation, biological process: proteolysis; apoptotic process. The transcript is spliced from 6 exons. Gene Ontology annotation, cellular component: cytoplasm. NCBI's taxonomy places the organism in Eukaryota, Metazoa, Arthropoda, Insecta, Diptera, Drosophilidae. The record is from RefSeq and is a predicted model, not a curated record.
CGGACGUGUAGUAAAUGGUGAAUUCAAUGUUUCUUCCAGAGCGUCAAUGUGGACGGAGUGAAGUACGCGAAUCGGAAAACGUAAGAGAGAAAGAGAGGGCAGAGACAGGCAAACCAGCAAUAAAUCAAAAAGUUCUUAAACGAAGAAAAUAACAAAAAUGGGCUUGUUUACCAAAAAGAAGAAGUUCACCGAUAAUGCCAGCUCCGAUUUUAAUAACGAGCAAGCGCUAGCGCGACAGGAUCCACGCACGCGGGUGCACACAAGAACCGCUGCCAGCGUAACAACUAAUACGGCUGUGCAGAACUCUACGAUAAUUGAUAGCAACGCAAAGACGGUAACAUACCAGUCCACCACACAGACAGUGACUCACAGCCAGAAAGCGUGUGUGACGGAAAUGACAACGCGCCGCACACCAAGCCAGGCCGAACUGGAGGAUCUGUUGGCGCAGCUAAGGAUGAAUGGGGGUCGAGCAGGCAGCAGCUCAACCACAACAACAACAAACAACAACAACAGUAGCAAACGUGCUGGCCCCACCAGCCUCUAUGGCGUGGCUUUGCGUUCGACCACAUCUUUCAAGCCCAACGCGGAAGCCAGGAGAUCCAGCACCUUGGUCAAGUCGGAGCAAACAUCUGUCUCACAGAAGCAGGGACGCACUGUCACUCAGCAUGUGGAAACCCAACGAGUGGUGCUGAGCCCCAAGACAACUGCAAACCCCACUUCCGCAACAGCUGGCGCCAGCUCUUCUUACAGGUCGAAUAUGUCGCCUUUGGCGCUAAAACCAAUCGAUUCAAGCUACGUAUCACCCUAUGCUAAGACGACCCCUGGAAUCAGCUCUGUGUUCUCGAAGCCCUCGCUAAUUACGUCUUCCGCGCUGCCCAAGGCGGCUACUAGUAGUUACAUUCCGUACAAGCCCACAACACCCAGCUUUGUGCUACCUAAGUCUACAUCAGCUAACUCCGUGUUAUCCAAGCCUGCAUCCACCAGCACUGCUCUUGGUACAAAGCCGACCCCAAAGACAGUAGUUCCCAAGCCUUUUAUAAGCCUUAAUCAAAGCAAAGGGGCCGUGCCCAAAACUUUUCCAAGCAGUGCAAGCUCCGUAGAUGCACGUGCUGAAGUGAAUCCCACAAAGUCUGGAAUCGGCCCAAUACCCAAAGUGAAGCCGGCUAUCAAGAAAAAGCUGAAGCCCGCAGAAGUGGUCAUCCUCAACAAUGAGCGUUUCGAUAACAGCAAUGAAUAUCGUUCGGGAAGCGCCAAAGAUGUCGAAUCACUGGAGAAAACAUUCCGAACACUGCUCAAGUGUAAGGUGAAAACCCAUACGAAUCCAUCGGUCACCGACAUCCGGAAGAUUGUUGCCGAAUUGGAACAGAAAAACUUGGAGGAUCGUUCAGCACUGGUGCUGGUCAUCUUGAGUCAUGGCCAGCGCUACGAAUCGAUAGCCGCCAAGGAUGGGAACUACAAGCUGGACGAUGAUAUCGUCUUUCCCAUAUUGCGCAAUCAAUCGCUGGACGACAAGCCGAAGAUCCUGUUCGUCCAGGCGUGCAAGGGAUCCCGAGAGAUGGGCAAAUUCAAAACAGAUGCCAUAAAGCCGCAUGGUAAUCCGAGCGAGAUUCUCAAGUGCUACAGUACCUAUGAGGGGUACGUCUCCUAUCGCUUGGACACUGGCACGCCCUUCAUUCAAACACUGUGUGACACAUUGGCGUCAAACGUAAAUAUGGACAUUGAAGCUAUUAUGAAGGAAGUCAUGAAUCUGGUCAAGGUCUAUACCAAUGGCGGUCAAGUACCAUCGGUAACCAGCACAAUGACCACCAAAUACACGUUUGGCGAUUAUAUUUAAGCGGUCUCAGUAAAUAUAAGAUGUAAAGAAUUUGGCAAAGGCCUUUAUGAGGGGUCGCCGAGUACCAUCGAUAGCCACUACAACUACGGAGAUUGAUUGUAUUCUUGCCUUGUGAUCAUGGCAACGCUAUAGUCACACUAUAUUUCCUGUGGCCAGACACAAAGCCAAUAGCAAAUGAGACUGCAUUCCGGCUGUCAUGUAUUCUGGCCAGAAACGAACCAAAACAAAUAGCUUUUAAUAGGAGUAUAUUUUAUUUUUUAGCUACACACAACUGUGCCCUCUUAUUGUAUCAGAAACAUUCAAUUUAUUUAGCUUAAUACAUGUGUACAAAAUUCCACAAUGAGACCCGCAAUCCUUCUUUUACUUU